Manduca sexta (tobacco hornworm) is the source of this 2586-nucleotide messenger RNA. RefSeq names its product fatty-acid amide hydrolase 2. Lineage: Eukaryota; Metazoa; Arthropoda; Insecta; Lepidoptera; Sphingidae. The record is from RefSeq and is a predicted model, not a curated record. The coding region runs from base 650 to 2290 and encodes 546 amino acids. The transcript has 12 exons.
GACAUUGGGCUUGUUUUUUUGAACCGGUCAAUUUUUGAUAGCAUUUUAAAAAUUAGGCACAUGUGAUUAUAUUGGUCUCUGCAUGUGAUAAUAAAUACAGUUCGCACAAUGUAUCUGCUUGAAUAAUACUGCUAGUAGUACGUUUAUCGUUUAAGUUAUAACUACGUCUUAACUUCGUAUCUACCUCGAUUGUAACUCAUAUCAUGAAUUAAGUAUAGUAUCUAAUAUUAAGUUUUUCCAAUGAUAUCGAAUAAUAAAUUGGGAUUACAAGAUACUGUGUCAUAAUUCAACAUAAUUAAUUAGCAUGAAUAAUUAAUAAACACACAUGACUUUAUAACCUGUACAUACGUGUGAACAAUUUUUAUUUAUAAAACGAUCGCUCCACCGAUCUUACUUAUCUGAGUAUCCGGAUCUAGUAUAGUACUUUAACACGCAAGUACAUAGCGUGUUAUUACAUGCUUAUCUCCAGAAUGGAUAUUAGAAAGUUAUAGAGACUACAUACCGCUUUCACAUAAUAUCGCGCCGGAGCGGCCAAGUGCAGUGCUUUCUUUCCUAAGUGCCUGUCAUUCAUGUCAGUCGUACAAAAGUGCUUGAAUUUCAAAUUGAUGAAUAGUGUUUACUUGUGAGUAAAAAUUAUUUUUGGAGUGCUAUGUGCACAUCAAGUAUUUUAAAAAAAUCUACUAACUCUGAGCCUGGCAGUAAAGCGACAAAGAUAAUCCACGGAGUCGUCAUUACCAUGGCGCGGCAAAUCUUCUUCAUAUUCAGGACGUACCUGGACAUGAUAAUAGACCUGAUUUACUCCUUCUUCUGGGAGGGGAAGAGACAGGCCAUUCCAGAUUUAGAGAAACGACACUCGAUUUUAAUGGAGAGUGCUGUGAGCCUCGCAGCAAAAAUCAGGAAUAAGGAGCUGAAAUCUGAAGAUCUUGUCAAUGCGUGCAUCGAGAGAAUACAAUCUGUAAACCCGAUCAUAAAUGCGGUGACUGACGAAAGGUUUGAAGAAGCUCGUAAGGAGGCUAAAGAGAUCGAUCUGAUGAUAGCCAAGGGACUCUCGGAGGAGGAAUUUAAAAAGAAGCCGUUCUUAGGGGUACCAUUUACGGCCAAAGAGUGUCAUGCAGUGAAAGGUAUGCUGCAAACGCUGGGGAUAAAGGCGCGUGCACACGUGCGGGCGCACGAGGACGCAAAGUGUGUGCAGCUCCUUAAGGAGGCGGGCGCUAUCCCUAUCGCUGUUACUAAUGUGCCUGAAAUUAAUAAAUGGGCGGAGACCCGCAACCUGGUGUUCGGGCAGACCAACAACCCGUACCACACGGGGAGGAUCGUGGGAGGGUCCAGUGGAGGGGAGGCGGCGCUCGUUGCCGCCAUCGGCUCGCCCAUAUCACUCUGUUCGGAUAUCGGCGGGUCGACUCGCAUGCCGGCUUUCUACUGCGGCCUGUUCGGUCUCAACCCGACCGCAGGAUACACGAGCAUGGAAGGAUCAGCGCUUCGUACCGGCAAAGACGAUACAAUGGCGUCUAUAGGGUUCGUGAGCAGGCACUGUUCCGACCUGGGACCACUUACUAAGAUCCUAGUUGGAGAGAAGAACGAAGAGCUCCAGAUUGACAGGGUUGUCGACCUUAAGAACAUUAAGUAUUACUAUGUGGAGACAUCAAAGGACCUGCGCAUGAGUCCCAUCUGCCCAGACCUGAGGAAAGCUAUGAACAAAGUGAUAACAAAUCUGACAGAGGAGGCGCCAUCUGGCGGCGCACCGAAGCGGUACUACCACGAGGGCUUCAACUACAUGUUCGCGCUGUGGCGCUACUGGAUGACGCACGAGACAGAGAACUUCGCCAGGAUGAUCACCAACAACACCGGAGAGGCUAACUUCUUCGUGGAACUGGCUAAGAAGCUAGUGGGCAUGAGUAACUACACGUUUGCGGCGAUAUUGAAAUUGUUUGACGAUCAAGUUAUGCCCAAAGUAAACAAGGAGUGGGCCGAGAAACUCACCAAGGAGUUAAAGGAAGAUCUGCUGAGCACACUGGGGUCUGACGGUGUGCUGUUGUUCCCGAGUGCGCCGGCGCCGGCCCCCUACCACCACUCGCUGUACCUGCGCCCCUUCAACUUCGCCUACUGGGCGAUCUUCAAUGUGCUGCGAUGCCCUGCGGCGCAGGUACCCCUAGGCCUGAAUGGCGAAGGUCUACCUCUAGGAAUACAAGUGGUAGCGGCCCCGAAGAACGAAGCUCUGUGCCUCGCCGUGGCGGAACACUUGGGCAAGGCCUUCGGAGGUUAUGUUCCUCCUUGUAGGGUGUUAAGUUAAAGUGUAAUUUAGUUUGUAUUACUACAAACCAGUGGCGAAAGAUGAAAUUUUCUCAAAGGGAACCCGACACAACAUAUUAUUACUAAUAUACAUAAAUGUAGUCUGCAAAUUAUUCUGAUGAUAUUAGAGUCUACAAAAAUUUUAUAUAAAGGGAAGCCGGUAGGAAUCGAGUUAUAUGGACCCUUUGCCACUGCUACAAACUAAUAUAUUUUAGGUCAUUCGCGUUAUGAAAAUAGUGGCUCAUUCUUGUCAGUUGAUGGCUACCUCCGACAAAUAAGGUUGCAUUAUAGAGACAA